ACCAUCUCGACCUCGAACAAAGCCUCUUUGACAUUGUUUCAUCUUCAUUUGUCUCAUCUUGACAAACGACAAUAUGCAAUAUGGACACAGUUCAAGGUGACAAGUUUGUGAUUGAUUGUGCAAAAUGGAUUCGAUACAACGAAGCAAAGUUGGGCGAUAUUGCCGGCCCUUCUGCUUCUUCUAUUGGAACUUGGAUCAAUCCGGUUAAUUGGAUGCUGGCAGGAGGAACAGCUUCUACUCCAAACCCAUCACAAGGAAAUGCCGCUAGACCUGGACCCCGUACACGAACCAUGUCAACACUAGCAUCUUCAACUUCUAAACCUCAAGCUGCACCCCUUCGACCGAUGUCAUUCAGAGUUACAAGUCAUCAUCUGUACUACCUUUUGAUCCGUUGUGAAGCUCUAGGACUACCGAUUGGCUCUUUAGACGUGCGAAUACCCAAACGAUCACGUCCAUCUACCUACUUUGCCUUUAUUUCUAAUAAUGCAGCCGGAGCAACCAUCAAAAAACGCGAUCGGGAAGAAACGAUGAGUGUGUCAUCUUUACAAACAACAAUGAGCGCUUUUGGCCUUGGAGGAUCGGCAAAAGGUAAAGGAUCAUGGUGGUCAGGAGAAAAGCAUGAUAUCACCGCAGAUGUUCGAUUUAUCUAUUCGUCCAUGACCAAAUUGCCCGCUUUACGAAUCGGUCCGCCUCCUUUAAAACUUAUUCGAGAUUUUGAAGAUUGUCCAGGUGAAAUGUCUGUGCCUUUGGAUGCAUUCAAGAAUGUACAGAUCUUGGAAUUUGAGGACGCCGAUCCAAGAGCAUUCCUAGGUUGGGACCGAUUGAGUAUGCAGCUACGUAGUCUUUCAUUCAAGCGGAGCGGCGUGGAAGAUGUUUCGGAUAUCAUCAUUGAUGCUGUACUGAAUGAUGGAAAACGAAGGAGGGGCGAGAAGAUACCGCAACGGAAACGCAAAGUGCACGCAUCAGAAGAAACAGAAGAAAGCGAAGGAAUGCAAUCAUCUACUGAUACGAGUAAUGGUGUAUCAAGUGAAGCCACAGGCGGUGUAGAAGAAGAGACUGAAAUUGCAGAACCACUUCCGUCAUUGUCUUGGCACUUUCUUCGGCAUCUUUCCUUAUCCGACAACAGCUUGACCUUCGUGCACCAUUCGCCUAUCGCAUACAUUACCAAUCUGACCUCGAUUGAUCUCUCGCACAAUCUGCUCAAUGCCGUUCCGCCUUCUCUUAGUGCUUUAACAAAAUUACGAUCAUUGAAUAUAAGCAACAAUUUGAUCGACUCAGUACUAGGCAUACCGGACUCAAUUCCCCUGAUUGAGGCUCUGAACCUGUCACAUAACCGGUUGGAGAGUCUAUGUGGCUUAGAAAGACUCACCAAUCUUUCGCGUGUCGACUUACGAUCCAAUGAGGUCUUUGAAGCUGGCGAAAUUGGCAGAUUGGCUACAUUGGAGUAUAUAACAGAAGUCUUCAUCGCUGGAAACCCUCUCUUGGAAGAAGAAGAUGAUGCCAGAGUCUUAGUCUUUGCGGAAUUUGCAAAAGAAGGCAGAAUUCUCGAGAAUAUCAAGUUAGACGGUGAAAGUAUUGGUUAUUUCGAAAAGCAACGAGUGAAAGAGAUUGUACCCAAUAUGGACCGAUUAGCGAUGACACGCAACAGCAAGCGUACUCCAAAAGGUACUCCCGGACAUCGCAAUGAGACACCACUAGCCAGCGAACUUGCCAAGCUUGCCAAAAGCUCUGUGAUCGUCAAAAAUGUGCGUCAUCGAGGAGGUGCGGGGCAUGGAAGGCGAUCGACAAACCUUUCUGGACAUCCUUCCCACAAACCGGAAGACGGUGGUCAGCCAGCCGAAUCCUCGUCACACAUUCAAGCACAAACAACGACAUCUCGCACAAAUGCAGCUCAGAGGCGGAAUCGUAGAGUGGUUGAAUUGGCAGAAAGCGUACACGAAGGAGAAGAAGGCGAUACAUCCAAGAGCCGAGACGAUCACCCAAAAAGAGAGCAGAGUGAAGCCAGUGAUUCGGAUUUGAUCAAAAAGGCUGCUUUAGCCGGCAACACCGAUGUUGCCAUGGGAUCCGUUACAGAGAAUGUUGCCAAACCUGCCACACACGAAUCGAAUCGUACAGAAAAUGAAUUGAAUUCCUACAAAGGUGGAUCUGAUGCUAAUAAAGCUGGGAACAAGUACAACGUUGCAGAUAAGAAUGGAAAAACAAAUAUUACGAAGGAGGGAAAUACGAAUACCGCUGAUGCGGCAGCAGGAGCGAAGGGGAACGACAAAGUAUCUGCUACAAAACAAGUACAACCACCAUCAAGUGGAAAUGAGAGUAAUUUGACAAGUCAAGAAUUACGUCGAAAGAUUGAAGCACUGAAAGGAGAGGUAGGGGAUGAUUGGAUGCGUCUAUUGGCAAGAGGUGAAAGCACAUAA
Messenger RNA from Meira miltonrushii, 2414 nucleotides. RefSeq lists its product as uncharacterized. The transcript has 2 exons. Gene Ontology annotation, cellular component: cytoplasm. Gene Ontology annotation, molecular function: protein kinase binding. The record is from RefSeq and is a predicted model, not a curated record. NCBI's taxonomy places the organism in Eukaryota, Fungi, Basidiomycota, Exobasidiomycetes, Exobasidiales, Brachybasidiaceae. The coding region runs from base 81 to 2414 and encodes 777 amino acids.